CACAGGAAGCGGCUGAGGUGUUUUGCUGCUGCAGUGACUUUUAUUCCAGAGGAGAGUUUUAUGAUUUUCAGGCAAACGGACGGAGACUGAGACAGACGGACAGACGGACAGCAGGCAGGGAAACCGAAGAAGAAGAAGAAGAAGAAGAGAUCAGCCUGCAGGCAGCUGAGCCUCCAUCACCUUCAUCACCUUCAUCAUGUCUGUCAGGAUGACUGAAGCUCCGUUCAUCUACGACAAUGACCUGCAGAAUUUGAUGCCGUACGACUACCUUCCUCCAGUGGACAUAAAGAGUGAACCCUACAUACCUGAGACAGCUCAUGGCCCCUACAUUCAAAUCAUCGAAGAGCCCAAACAGAGGGGCUUUCGUUUCCGUUAUGAAUGCGAGGGUCCGUCCCAUGGCGGGCUCCCAGGGGCCUCCAGCGAGAAGAACAGGAGAACCUACCCAACCGUGAAGAUCAAUAACUACGUGGGCCACGCCCGGGUGGAGGUCCAGCUGGUGACCCACUCCGAUCCUCCUCGUGUCCACGCUCACAGUCUGGUGGGACGCCACUGCACCGAGAACGGCACUUGCAUGCUGGACGUCGGCCCCAACGACCUCACGGCCUCCUUCAGUAACCUGGGGAUCCUCCAUGUGACCAAGAAAGGAGUGGGGGAGGUGCUGAGCAGGAGGCUGAGGGAGGAGAGGAAGAGGCAGAAAGGACCUCACUGCCACCUGACAGAAGCAGAGGAAAACUCCAUCCUGAAGGAGGCCAAGGAGCUGGGCAAAGUGAUGGACCUGAACAUAGUCAGGUUAAAGUUCACCGCUUACCUGCAGGACAGCCAGGGAGGCUUCACCAGAGCGCUGAAGCCCGUCGUCUCCAACCCCAUCUACGACAGCAAGUCGCCGAACGCCUCCAACCUGAAAAUCUCUCGGAUGGACAAAACGUGCGGCUCGGUGCUCGGGGGAGACGAGAUCUUCCUGCUCUGUGACAAAGUCCAGAAAGACGACAUCGAGAUCCGUUUUUAUGAGGAGGACGACGAGGGAGGCUGGGAGGCGUUCGGCGACUUCUCCCCCACAGAUGUCCACAAACAGUACGCCAUCGUGUUCAAAACGCCGCCCUAUCACAGCGCAGAGAUCGAGCGGCCCGUCACCGUCUUCCUGCAGCUGAAGAGGAAAAAGGCCGGCGACAGCAGCGACCCCAAACAGUUUACCUACAUACCGCAGAUCCAAGACAAAGAGGAGGUGCUGAGAAAGAAGCAGAAGCCGCUGCCUCACUAUGAAUCCUGGAGGGGAGGCGGAGGAGGAGGAGGACGAGGUGGAGGAGCCGGGGGAUUUGGAGGAGCAGGAGGAGGAUUCCAGUUCAACCAGCAGAUGAAUGGAGCAGGAGGAGGAGGAGGAGGAGCGGGAGGAGUUUUCUUCACCGGAGGCUUCACAGGAUUUGGCGGAGGGGGAGGGGCUCAGAUGUCAGGCUCCGCCCCUCAGACAGGGGCCACCCAGCAACAGACAGACGGACAGACCGGCUCUCCACUACAGCAGCAGCUGUUUCAGAUCGCUGCCGCCCUGCACAGCAGAACCUCCCAGAGCGCCCGACAGACCGCUGCCGCCCUCCUGCAGUACUGCAGCACCGGGGACGCCCGGGUCCUUCUGGCAAUCCAGAGACACCUCUGUGGCAUCCAGGACAGCAACGGAGACACUCCUUUGCACCUGGCCAUCAUCCAUCAGCAGACCAGUGUGAUCCAUCAGCUGAUUCACACUCUGCUGAGCAGCCAGCAGCAAAACCUCCUCAACACCGCCAACCUCCUCCGACAGACGCCUCUCCACCUGGCCGUGAUCACCCGGCAGGUGAAGGUGGUGGAGGUGUUGCUGAGGGCGGGGGCCGACCCCAGCCUGCUGGACAAAGAUGGCCGUAGUCCCCUCCACCUGGCGGCUCUGGCCGGAGACAACGCCACACUGCGCCCCCUGCUGGCUCACCUGGGGGAGCGGCACGCUCACCUGGUCAACGCGCCCGACUACCACGGUCUUCAUCCUCUCCACCUGGCGGUGAGGAGGGACGGCGAGCGCUGCCUCCGUCUGCUGGUGGAAGGCGGAGCCAAAAUCAACGCACCUGAGCAGAAGAGCGGAAACACCGCCCUCCACCUGGCCGUCAGGGAAAACCUGUUCAAGGUGGCCUGCACUCUCAUCACAGAGCUGAAGGCGGACGUCAACUCGUGCACGUUUGGAGGAAACACACCUCUCCACCUGGCGGCCAGUCAGGGCUCGCCGACCCUCUGCUCCAUGCUCAUCGCUGCAGGCGCUGAUAAGAACAUGGAGAACGACGAGCCGCUUUUCUUCAGCUCCUCUUCAGACGAAGAAGACGACAACGGGCCAAUCAGAGAGCGCGAGGCCGCCUCACUGCCAGUCAACCCUCGCAAGAGACCUGCAGCGGGACACACCCCUCUGGACCUCGCCAAGUGCCAAAAGGUGCGAAACCUGUUAAACUCCAGACAGAGUCCGAAGUCGAGUCGUCACAGCAGUAAGAAGAUGAAACCCAGCGAAGAAGCGGAGACUUCGGGGCUGGACGAGGACACGCUGUCCCGGCUGGUGGAGGUGUUGAGUGUCGGAGACGUUCCCUGGAAGAAACUGGCGGAGAAGCUGGGGAUGAUGACGCUGACUCACCUGUACCUGGACAGUCCGACGCCGUGCCACCACCUGCUGCAGCACUACCAGCUGGGUGGAGGUCCAGUCGAAGGUCUGGUCGAAGCUCUUGAGUCUCUCGGUCUGACAGAAGGAGUCCGACUGCUGAGAAACACCGAGCUGCGAGACGACAAACACAGCACAGACGCUACGGUCGACAGCGGUUUCGGCAGCCAGCCAAUGGAAGAAGAGGAGCCGCCCAUGGCCAAUCAGUGACAAGCAGGAAAUAAAAUCCCAUCUGGAGGAUCUUCAGGAUCGUCGUCUCAUCCUGCAGGAACUAGAACUCUGCAGAACUGGACUUUAAUUAGCAGACUGACACAUGGAAACCUCCAGCAGACACUCAGUAGAGUCGGACUCGAACGCUCGUUCACCGGCAGAGGAGGCGAGUGCUGCGUUCAAGACGGACACUGAGGCUGUAAUUCACAACAGGAAGUUGUAGUUUGGGUUUUGUCAACAUGUUGCGGCACAGAAGUCAACAGAAAUGUAAAAUUUAACCAAAGAAGUCUUUUAAAGUUUUAAAAAAUGUAUUUUAAUUACAUUUAAAGGAAAUACAAACCGCAGGUUUAAAAUGAGUUGUUUCUUUUUAUUUCAGAAAUUUGUCCCUUUGGUUAAUUUUCAACUUUUUACAUAAUUUUUAAUUAAUUUAUAUUUUUUUUAUGUGGUUUCAUUAAAUAGAGUUUAUUUCUGCGGGCUGCGUGAUGACUAAUAAACCCGAUCCUUGAAUGAGACAUAACAAAACCCCUUGAAAGUCCUUAAAUUUGAAAUCUUGGAACAUUUUUCAGCUACAGAGAAUUGUUUUUAUGAAUUUCUAUUGUUGGUGUAAAUCUGUGCUGUUUACAAAGUGUGUGUGUGUGUGUGUUGUGUUACCUGAAGAGCUGAUCUGUUUCUUCGUCCUGUAGGAAAGUUGAAUUUCCAAUUUUCUGUCCGGGCACAAACUCAGCAUGUCUCACCUGCAGUGACAUCAUCAGAGCAGGUUAACAAGUGUUACUCACCUGUUGCAACAUUUUAUCAAGGAAGAAUAUUUUAAGUGACUGAAGAAAAUAAAAAUACUCACUGUAAGUAAAAGUUGUGAUGUGUAAAGUCGUAUUGUGACAAAUACAUUAGAAGAUCAUUUUUUCAAAAGGUUAAAAUAUUUCCGUCAAAUUCAGAAAUACUAAAUGAAAAUAUCAACAUUUGGACUCAGAAGUGACCAUUUUCAUAAUCUUUAACUAUAAAGCUGAAAGUGGCAUCGAAAUCUUUGAGAAAGUAAAUCAGUUAAAUUAAAAUAAUAAAUUAGUCAAACAAAAAAGAAAAAAUUAGAAGACGCUACGUCAACAUUAGGACAAACUUAGGAAGUCAAAACUAAGACCUUUUACUGCAUGACAAAUUUGACAUUUAAAAAUCAAUUUACUUGAAUUAUUUUACAUAUUUAAGUCAAAAUUAUGAUGUACAUUGUGAUUUAAGUUUUGACAUGACAUUUUAUGUAAAAAUGAUGAAAUGUCAAUUUUUGCCAUUUAAAAAAUGUAUAUAUUUGAAUUAUUUUACGCACUUAAGUCAGAAUUAUGACUUAAUUUUUGACUUUACUCAUAAGUCAGUUAAAUCAAAUAGUCAAAAGAAAAACUGUUUAGUUUGGAGAGACAUGAUGAGGAUGUUUGACAUCUUUUACAUUAAUCAUUUUAUCUUGUUCAUAAUUUAAGAAAAUGUGGAAUAAUAAAAGCUCCACAUUUCCUAAAUGUCCAUUGCUCCUGAAAACUAAACGAUUAGAAACAGUUGGCGGUUGAACAUGUUCAGAUCGAUGAGGAUUAAUCUUGCUCCGUUAAAGACUUGUUGUGCAGUAAAGUUUGAAUAUCUCAAGUCGUCCACGUCAGUCAGAAGCUGUCUGUGUUUUUACUAAUACUGUGUAUUCAUGUGGUUUCUCUUCUUCUCCAAACAGCCUGGAAAUAUUUAAUCAGCGAAUGCUGCACUGACGUUUCUGAAACUUGUAAUAAAUAUGACUCAGACUUUUGUUUUCAAAA
This is a messenger RNA of Micropterus dolomieu (smallmouth bass), 4647 nucleotides long. It is a transcript of the gene nfkb2, whose product is annotated as nuclear factor of kappa light polypeptide gene enhancer in B-cells 2 (p49/p100). Gene Ontology annotation, cellular component: cytoplasm. The coding region runs from base 197 to 2869 and encodes 890 amino acids. The record is from RefSeq and is a predicted model, not a curated record. Gene Ontology annotation, biological process: inflammatory response; non-canonical NF-kappaB signal transduction; innate immune response. The transcript has 24 exons. NCBI's taxonomy places the organism in Eukaryota, Metazoa, Chordata, Actinopteri, Centrarchiformes, Centrarchidae. Gene Ontology annotation, molecular function: RNA polymerase II cis-regulatory region sequence-specific DNA binding; DNA-binding transcription factor activity, RNA polymerase II-specific; protein binding.